Molecule: messenger RNA, 290 nt
Organism: Leguminivora glycinivorella
Lineage: Eukaryota; Metazoa; Arthropoda; Insecta; Lepidoptera; Tortricidae
Gene: RpL39
Product: 60S ribosomal protein L39
Exons: 3
Coding region: 87-242 (51 amino acids)
Biological process (GO): translation
Cellular component (GO): cytosolic large ribosomal subunit; ribosome
Molecular function (GO): structural constituent of ribosome
Source: RefSeq, a predicted model, not a curated record
CAAUCGUUCUCGUUCAAUUCGUUCAGACGUUCAACGUUGGCUGUCGUUCACUCACCCAUUUUGUUUUGACAGCUGACGGCGUGAAAAUGUCGGCUCACAAGACAUUUAUUAUCAAGCGCAAGCUUGCGAAAAAGCUUAAACAAAACAGGCCGAUCCCGCAAUGGGUGAGAAUGCGCACAGGAAACACUAUUCGGUACAACGCUAAGAGGCGUCACUGGAGGAGGACGAAGCUGAAGCUGUAAGCUUGUACCACCUGUAGCUGUUAAGCUGAAUAAACUCUUCUAAAUCCA